CCUGGAGUAGGGUGUAUGAUAAUGAAGUGGAACAUUUGCAUCAUAGAACAAUUUGUAUUUUUUUUAUAUGGCGGACAAUAUUAUUGUUAACUGUGAUUGUAUACUGAUUGUUGGUUGGUUGGUAACUAUUUGUCUACAAAAUUCAAGUUUUAACGGUCAAGUACCGAGAAUCGAGAUUCUCUGUUGUGUGUUCCCAUUGUAAUUGUAUUUGCCCAAUGCUCAUGCUCACUAUACUAAAUUACCAACUCACUAACCACUAGUUGAAUACUGGAUAGUGAAUUAUUAAUUCCGAAUGCCUGCUGUCGGUUAAGUUCGAAUCGUUUGUGUUAACUGUAAAGUGAAUUGUGUUUGUGUAAACUCAUAACCGUAAAACUGACCUAAAUUCAUAACAAUUGUUAUAACUCUUAACUGUAAUAAGUAAUUUUUUAAACCAAUUUCACACGUAUUUUGACUUGAUUGUUUUUUUGGAAAACACUUGACAAUGGCAGACCAUUUUCUUCAGAAAAAAAAUUCAUCAAAUGAAAAACCGAUUGAAGUUUUUGUCAGAGUGAGACCUAUGAAUGAUGCAGAUAAAAGUAAAGGCUUAUCUGUUGUGGACGUUUCAUCUAACCAUAAAGAAGUUAUAGUAACAGAAAAAACAGUUUUAGCUGAUCGUCGUACUAAAACAUUUCACUUUGAUAAAGUUUUUGGACAAAAUUCAAAACAAGUUGAUGUUUAUAAUGUUGUUGUAUACCCAUUAAUUAAAGAAGUAUUGGAUGGCUACAAUUGUACAGUAUUCGCAUAUGGACAAACUGGAACAGGAAAGACUUUUACCAUGGAAGGUGAUAGGUUAAAUGGACAAUCAUCAAUAUCUUGGAAUACGGACCCAAUUUCAGGGAUUAUUCCGCGAGCUUUAAGUCAUAUGUUUGAUGAACUUAGACUCUUAAAAGUUGAACAUACUGUUAGAGCAUCAUUUUUGGAACUUUAUAAUGAAGACAUUUUCGAUCUUCUUUCCUGUACAGAAGAACCGUCUAAUAAAUCUCUAAGGAUUUUUGAAGAAAAAAAAGGUUCAGUAAUUGUACGUGGCUUAGAAGAAGUUAUUGUUAGUAACAAAAAUGAAGUUUAUAAGUUACUAGAAAAGGGAUCAAAAAGACGACAAACAGCUGCAACAUUAAUGAAUACUCAGUCUAGUCGUUCACAUACAAUAUUUACCAUAACUGUUCAUAUAAAAGAAUCAACUAUUGAGAAUGAAGAUAUUGUCAGAGUUGGAAAAUUAAAUCUUGUAGACUUGGCUGGUAGUGAAAAUAUUGGACGAUCUGGUGCAAUUGAUAGACGAGCUUGUGAAGCUGGUAAUAUCAAUAAAUCUUUACUUACACUUGGUCGCUGUAUUACAUCACUUGUGGAACAAACUCCUCAUGUCCCAUACAGAGAAUCAAAACUUACUCGAUUGUUGCAAGAUUCUUUAGGAGGUAAAACUAAAACAUCUAUUAUUGCUACUAUAUCCCCAUCACAUUGUAAUUUGGAAGAAACUAUGAGCACAUUAGAUUAUGCUUCUAGGGCAAAGAGCAUAAAAAAUAAGCCAGAAGUUAAUCAGAAAUUUACAAAAAAAGCUUUAAUCCGGGAAUAUACUGAUGAAAUAGAAAAACUUAAGCGAGAUUUAGUUGCCACUAGAGAUAAAAAUGGUGUUUAUGUAGCUGAAGAAAAUUACAAUGACAUGGUGUUGAGAUUAGAAAAAAAUGAAGUAGACAUCUGUGAAAAAAUUGCUACUAUCCGAGCUGUUAAUGAAGAAUUAAAUAAAAAAGAAGAAAUAAUGCGGGAAUUAAAAGUUGAUUUAAUACGAACAAUGGAUGAACGCGACAGAAGAGACAGUCUUAUUGUUAAACUUGACAAAGAAGCAACAAACUUAAGGUCCUUGGCUGAAAUUUAUGAAAGUGACAUGAAAUUACUUCAUGAUAAAAUAGACCGUACUAUUGAUGUAGAAAAAACAAACGAAUCAGCCAUUGAGAAGUUAAGGAAUCGAGUAGUGGAAACAAAUACUUCAUUUUCAAAAACUUUAACGUUAUUUGAAAGUAAAAAUAGAGAAUAUUUAGAUAUACAAGAAAAACUCAGUGACGACAUGCUCAAUCAAAAUACUUCAAUCAAAAGUAAUUUACAAUUAGUUAUGAAUAAGAUGAAUAAUAUUAAUGAUGCAACAGUGAAUAUUUUCUCCAAUAUGAAAAAACAAGUAAUGGACAUAUUGAAUCAAGGAGAAAAUGGAAAAAAUAAAAUAGAUCAAACAAUACUUAAUUUGCUAAAGGAAAUGGAACUUUUAGAAGUCAAUAUAAUGGACAAAUCAGACACAAUAAUUAAUGUUACUACAUCCAUGGAUUUAUAUCAUGAUGCAAUUUCAAAUCACAUAAAUGAGACAAAAUCUUACAACAAAAAUAUAAAUGAUGUGCUAUGUGAAAUUAAGUAUCGUUUGACUACUCAAGAGGCUUUAAAUAAAUCCAUUGAAAACCUUUAUAUUAAUCGUUUGAAAAAAUGCUAUGAAUCCAUGGAUAUAGAAAAACAAGAAACAUUGAAAAAAAUCCAAAAGAUCAAAGACCAGUUUCUUAACUAUAGUUUACAAUGUCAACAAUUCAAUACUCAAUUCUUAGAAAAUAUUCAAAAUGCCGAAGAGACUAAAAAAUAUGAUGAGAUAAAUUUAGAAUUCCAUACACAAAAUAAUGAAAUAUCAGAAAUGUUCACAAACCAAAAUAAAGGAAUUAAAGAUUUGGUGCCAUGUGUACUAACGUUAGAAAGAAUACAUUCACAAAACUCUACUUUGCUAGAACCAAUUGAACACCAUACAAAUGAGAGUCGUUUAACAAUGAAUACCAUUACUGAUGGAGCUCAAUUAAAAACGUUAUCAGAGAAGUGUAGUAAUAACAAGGAUGAACUCUCAAAAAUUUCAACUACGAUAAAUAAAGAAUUAAAUAAUUUGACUCAAGAAAUAAAAACUCACGUAGAAACUACCAAUGAUAACAUUUUGAAAACAACAAACAGUGUAUCCGAAACACUUCUGGAUGCUAAAAAAACAAUGGAUGAUUUUGGAGAUAUUUCAAAAGAAUUUCACACAAGUUUUUCAGCUCUCAGAGAAAAACAGGUUGAUAGUUUGGGUACAGGCAGCUUAUGUGUUAAAGAAGAAUUCUUCAGACAAGAAACAAAUAUAAAUAUGUUUAUGAAUGAAUCUAAACAAUGCACGCCAUUAGGAGAAACACCAAAAAGAAAACACUUUGACACUCCAGAUUUUGUUAACACGACAUUGAGACGUGAUAUUAUUCAAAAAUGUUUAGUCGAUUUUAGCGAACCUGCAAUAAAUUCUAUACCUUCAUCUAUAAGUUCUAGCGUGCAAUCCCUAGAUGGAUCUGAAUCCAAUUUACCGUCUAAGGAAAAUAGCCCUAAGGUUUUAAAGAAACACGAAAAAAAAAGAGGAAACCAGAAUAUCAGAAAAACUAACAAAAUUUUAUCAGAACGAAAUUAA
Myzus persicae (green peach aphid) is the source of this 3481-nucleotide messenger RNA. RefSeq names its product kinesin-like protein KIF11-B. The transcript is spliced from 18 exons. Bases 482 to 3481 code for a protein of 999 amino acids. Gene Ontology annotation, molecular function: ATP binding; plus-end-directed microtubule motor activity; microtubule binding. Gene Ontology annotation, cellular component: nucleus; spindle microtubule. Gene Ontology annotation, biological process: mitotic spindle assembly; microtubule-based movement. The record is from RefSeq and is a predicted model, not a curated record. Lineage: Eukaryota; Metazoa; Arthropoda; Insecta; Hemiptera; Aphididae.